AUGCAACAGAAAGUCGAAAUUAUCGAAGAUAUUUGGGGAAAUCGUGUUACUCCGUCUUAUGUAUCGUUUACGAUGUAUGAAACAUUAGUAGGUGAAGAAGCUAAAGAAGAAGAGACAACAAACUACGAGAAUACUCCUUGCCAACAAAUAAGUGCGAUGAUUCUGAAAAAGAUGAAAGACGAUGCUGAAACAUUCUUGGGCGAAAUCGUAACUGAUGCAGUUAUUACAGUCCCUGCUUAUUUCAAUGACGCUCAGCGAAAAGCAACUCGUGAUGCAGGGUUAAUAGCAGGCCUCAAUGUUAUUGGCAUGAUCAAUGAGCCGACUGCGGCCGCUGUGGCGUAUGGGCUGGAUAGGCAGAGCGACAAUGAACGGAAUGUUCUCAUAUUUGAGCUCGGAGAAGGCACCUUCGAUGUAACCAUCGUGAAUAUUAAAGGCCGCAAGUUUGACGUGGAGGCAACGGGAGGUGACACUCACCUGGGUGGUGAAGACUUUGUUAACAAUCUUGUGGAGUAUUUUGUUUCUGAGUUCAAAAAACAACACGGUGAAGAUAUAUCAGAAAACAAAAUAGCCUUGAAUCGUCUUCGAGUGGCGUGUGAGGCAGCAGAAAGAAAUUUGUUUUAUACAACAAUAACUAGGGUUCAAAUCGAUGCUUUGCAUGGCGGAGGCGAUUUUCGCAGCUGUAUUUCAAGAGAAGAAUUUGAAAAUCUGAACAGCAAUUUAUUCAGGAGAAUGCUUGAUACCGUGAAGAAUACUCUUUCCGAUUCCGGACUAAAAAAGGAAAAUUUUGAUGACGUUGUUCUUGUCGGAGGCUCAGCGCGAAUUCCGAAAAUUCAAGAAAUGUUGGAAGAGUAUUUUGACAACAUGAAGCUUAAAAAAAUAUCAAUCCCGACGAAGCAGUUGCUUAUGGUGCAGCCGUAUAUGCGUUUUUACUGGGUCCCGACAAAGAUCCUCCAGUGA
This is a messenger RNA of Styela clava, 957 nucleotides long. NCBI's taxonomy places the organism in Eukaryota, Metazoa, Chordata, Ascidiacea, Stolidobranchia, Styelidae. The record is from RefSeq and is a predicted model, not a curated record.